AUGCUCUCCCUCACCGCCCGUACCACUCUCAAACGCAGUGCAGCUGCAGCUCGAAGGCCCGCUGUCGCAGUGUGCACGCCUCGCUCCUACUCCAGCACAACGAACGAUAACGAUCCAGAGGUUCUGGAGCUCGAGAAGCAGCGCAACCUCUCCAAGAGCCAGCACAAGACAUCUACCACAGUGGAAAAUGCACCAGGCUGGAACGAGUACCUUGCCAGCGCAUCAGAAGCCGCCGUCAAGGCGGACCGCUCAGAGAUCCCUACCUCCGAAUUGGAGCAGCGCACGAUCGAACACAUUCGCAACCGGCACCAUUCAGAGCACACGUCCUCUGCCUCCUCCAAAACGGAGCUGCUCAGCAACGGUGAGGGUACCAUCGAGUCCCGCGAGGCCACGUACGAGCGCGACGAGAUCUCUGGCCCCCUCAAGGGUGCGCCUGCCCACGAGACCAUCGAGCGCGAGUACGAGUACGAGCAGAAGCAGACCAGGAAGCCCGAUUGA
Molecule: messenger RNA, 498 nt
Organism: Sparassis crispa
Lineage: Eukaryota; Fungi; Basidiomycota; Agaricomycetes; Polyporales; Sparassidaceae
Exons: 4
Coding region: 1-498 (165 amino acids)
Source: RefSeq, a predicted model, not a curated record